This is a messenger RNA of Symbiodinium pilosum, 822 nucleotides long. The record is from the annotation of a GenBank genome assembly. Lineage: Eukaryota; Dinophyceae; Suessiales; Symbiodiniaceae.
AUGGAUGAUGUGCAGUUGGUCCAUGAGGAGAUCAGCAACGGCGACAAGGCAGAGCCAGUUGGCAAGCUGCCUGGCUUGGAGGACUCGCCCGCACGAGUGGACGUGCAAAAGCUCAGCACCGGUUUCGCUCAGGAUCCCGACCUAUCCAACGCCGCCCAGGUGGAUGAGCCUUUGAAGCUCAAAUUCCCACUCAAGGAUAGCACAGAGGAGGUGAAUGAGCAGCAGGAGGAGCUAAGUCCUCCCACGCAGCCGGACAAGGAGGAUGAUUCCUCUGAAUAUGCAUGGCCGGAGGCUUUGCACCAACCGCCGCAGCCGCCUGCGCUGGACGGCUUUUCUGCUCCUUGGCCAAUCAUGCCACCUCCAAUGGCAUGGCCCUGGAUGCCUCCGUACCCUGGCCUCCCCAUGCCUCCGCUUUGGAUGCCCCCGGGCUUUUCCGCGAAGCCGAACGGCCCGGUUGGUGCUUACCAUGGGCGGCGCGCGCCGGAGCAACAACGGCAGAGCAGUCUCGUGUGCCGCCACUUCCUUUCAGGAACUUGCUGCCGCAAGAACUGCAGAUUCUCGCAUGUGGAGGACCCCUACGCCGACCCUCGCAGGAUAGAGAUCGCGGGCCUGACUUCCUUCUUACAGGAUGAGCUGCCUACAACAGCAGACAGCGCCUUCUCACAGAAAGAGGAGGACGACAGGGUUGAGGCCCUGGAUGCAGAUACUGACAACGCAGCCUCGUCUGGGCUGGUACAGGAGGAGGACACAGUUUGCUCUGUGAGUCGGUAUUUUACAGGGCUCACUCCCGUUGCUGUAUACGGCAUAUCAGACUUCUCCUAA